UUUCCUGGGCCUCUUGGUUAGUGGUUCGCUGCCGAGGGACGUGAAGUGAAGACACAUACUGAGAUAAUAGUAAUACAGACCGGGUCGUGACUAUUACUAUCACCAUUAUUCAAUUUUCCACUGUAAGGAUCCAGUGGGAUUGUAGCGAAAAUCUAAACAUGCAUGUCAGCGUGUUACCACGUGGCGGAAGGAGCCCACGUGUGCCCGCUGACUGCUGCUGGGGGACGCGACUGUUUACUAAAAGCGGGACUAGAGUUAUUACAAAUAAUGACCGUGCGAUAUGAUGGUGAAGAACUACUUUGAGUUAAGCAUUUAGCAGCGUUUCAACAGUGCUAAAUAAUGCAACAAAAGCCGUCGCAUUCAAAUUUGAUACCGAAUGCAGACGAGAAAGAUGGCCGCUACUGAUUCAAGACUGGUUUUGAAUGUAGAAGGUGGACUCCCUUGAUGGUGCCAUGUUACCGGCUGGACUGGACCAGGCUGGACUGGACCAUGGACACUACCUAACCUGGACAUGGACAAUGCAUCUAUUGAAGAUGGUUUGAAGCACACGUCAUGUGACCGGCUUGAAGUGAACAUCUGGAUCAUUCUGAUGGAACAGACAUCAUUACCCUCUGUUGAAGAUGGAUUGAGGCCCAUCGUGGGGACGUGACCAACUUGCCGUGAACAUUUGGAUCCUCGAUUGAUGCACACCUCCUUCCCUUUAUUGAAGAUGGUUUGAAGCACACGUCAUGUGACCGGCUUGAAGGGAACAUCUGGAUCAUUCCGAUGGAGCAGACAUCAUAACCCUCUAUUGAAGAUGCUUUGAGGCCCAUGAUUGUCAUGUGACCGACAUUACGUGAACAUUGGGAUCCUCCAAUGGCACAGACCUCCUUCCCUCUAUGUAUAAACCCUGGCAGAGCAGGUGCCACUUGAGGGAUGACAUCCAACAAGUAACGGAUUGAUUACAAACAGGAAACGACAAGCCUGUGUUGACUUGUGCCGUUUUUGGAAGACUAGAAAUUCAUCAAACUCAAUUAAGAGGUGUUAUGCUGAUGUGCUGCCCUACACCUCUAUGAAAUGUCCUCUAUUGAAUCUGUCUAAUAAUAAAGACUUUGAUAAAAAAUCGAAUUGUACUGUUGGAUUGAACAAAUGGUUAGUCUUGACUGGGAUUUUCAGAAAUGAACACUGUUUGUGAAAUUACCUUAAACUGCACUUAAAUAAAAAGUUACUAAAUCAAUUGGCCUGUACAGUUUUGUAAAUGCUAUAAUUUAAGUUUCUGAAUUAUGGACGAAGGUUUUAAGGCGCUAGUAACGCAAAUGUAUCGAAUUUUUUUAUUGUAUUUUAUUAAAUGCUAUAUUUAAACCCAAGGCUGGACAUUGUUCAGAUCCCCAAUGCCUUGCAGUAAUGUGACUGUUAAAAGGAACGCCUCCAGCAGUGGAGUUCAAACCGGAUGCUGCUUUAGUUUCCGGUAAGGUGGGAGCUGGUCGUAUGUUGACAUGGCAGUGAGUCCCUUCUGACCGGUCCUUUCUCAUGGAUCAUCUGUCUACACUAAUUCUAAAACUUUGGACAACGAUUGGUAGAUUAUAGCCAAAUCGUAGAAUUUCCGUCAUGCUUUAAUAUAAACCUGAUGGUCCAGUCGAUGAGAUUACGUCAGUCAGCAAGGAAAGAGGACGGAUCUGCAUGAAGAUCAUCUAACAUCUGACGGAGCUCCUUACUCAUUAGCUCCUCAGCUGCUGUCCUUUAUUAACACAGAGGACCUCCCGCUGACAGUCGUAGGUUCCUUUAUUUGUCGGGGUUUGGAUUGGCUGAAAUCUUCUCCUGGAGAAGAACAAAGGUUUUCGAUCCACUCAGAAGACCAUGUUUAGAGGCCAUCGUGUGGGCAUCCAGGGAAUGUGUUCGGAUCGAUGUUUGCUUUUAGUUUAACGCCGAUUGAUAAGCCCUCUGCCCCCGGCGUCUAACUCGCCUUCACAAGAAGGAACAGUGGAGCCGUUGUCUUGGCUGACAAGUAAACACUGAGCGAUCUAGUCCACUAAUAAAAGGGACAUCAUUUUUAGAGUUGGUUAACAAGAUUUGAGAACACUAUUUUUGGAAAUGACAGCUGUAAUCGGAAAGGUGUGGGGUUGGGUGCGUCCCACGUUCUCAUACCGUCUGUGGGGUAGAAGUGCCGAGUCAGAAAAUACCUCAAUAGACUGUGUGACAACUGAGAAGAGGCGCUUCUGGAGCCUCAGUAGUUUAAGUCCUUGGGCCUGGGCUAACUAUCAAAAGGACCAAUCAAGUGGAGCAGAAGAGUUUUGGGAGGCCCAUGAGAAAUUGCAAUCCGUGGAUUUGACAGAUUUUGGGGCAGGAAAGCAGGAAUUGGGGAAAGUCGAACAUGCCCCCAGUUGGUGGAAUAAGAUCAUACCAUUCUCUUUCUCGCCAACAAAAACCGAAUUAGGUGGGCUUAGACGACGGAAAUGCGAAGAGGCAUGGGACAAUGAUGCAGACUUCUCCGAUUAUGGAACACCUCCACCAUCCCCUACACCCCCUACUCUCACCCGGGUGUGGUCCACCAUUGGCCUGUUUGUACACAGCUGGAAAGGGGAGAUCUUGCCCGAGCAUUAUGAAAUCUGCUUCAAUUUCCUGCGCCACCUCUUUGACCUUGUUGUGGUUGGCUUCCUGUGGACCGUGUCCCCGCCAACCAAGCUGAUCCUGGAGGUGCUUGGGGUCCAAGGAGCGUUGAGGCUGUGGCUUCAUGGGAUGGCCAUGUUCUUUGUUUCCACGGUUGGGAUGGGAGGGCUGCUUUGGGUGAUCCAGGAGUACCUUCCCCAGUUUGCGCUGCUCUUUGGCAUUGCGCAAGCUCUGGUCAUCUCUGUCAGUGUGAAGCAGAGUGUGAUCUUGGGAGGAGAGCUGGAGGAGGACCAAGAGGAUAUUCAUGAGCGGGCCAAGGAGGCUUUGAGUGACGAUGAACAGCAUGAUGACCACCAUGGCUCUUCAAUGGACACGGCACAGCACUGAUUCAAGUAGGCGGCUUCUGGAUGCAAAAUGAAUGGGUGUAUUAUGGGAUACUAACUCAAAGAUGUAAUAAAACCACCUAAUUGUUUGAAGUGGAUUAUUGCCAAGGAGCAAAGAAAGCCCUAUGGAAAACAUUUCACUGCUGGACUGAGGCUUUAACGCUGUGCUUGCUUCACUUUAUUCUUAACACGACCACGGUACCUUGUUUAAACCAAGCUUUGCUAACAAACGUUGUGGACGAUUUUAAGUGAUUUCCUGUCGGCCCUCAACCUCUACAACAAAAGGAUGUUCCGUGGUUGUUUUUCAUGGUCUGCUGUUUUUUGUCUGUUAACACUACAUACCAGCACUUAUUAAUACAUGUUCUUGUACAACUUAUGCAGUAACCUGUGCCAUAACAUUGUUUGUGUGAUUGAUUAUUGAUGGAUGUCUGAUUACACAUUUCUGGAUCUAAGCGAUGUAACAUGAUGGGUUUUGUAAUCAUGUGUGUUUAUAUUAAUAUAUAUAUAUAUAGGUAAUAAGGCCAUACAAUGAUUAAGGAAAAAUAGCUGAAUACCAAAUGCGGACUUGGUAUGCCAUAGCACAUUUUGCACACCACACCUUUUUCUAAAAUUAAGGAAUUCAAAGUACCUGGUAUUUUCCAAUUGCAUGGGCCUCUGAUCUACCUGUCAUGUCAACAAGCAUUUUAAGUUUUAAGCAUGCAUCACACCUGUGGUCUCUUUAUGUAACAAACUAGUGCAAUGUUUUGUAUUUGUCUUAACACCAAAAUACUUUUUUGCUUGGUCUCUGCCUGGUCGUCUUACUACAAUUGCCUUGUAGGGAAUGAUAUUUUUGUAGUAUUUGAUUGAUACCCUUUUAACUUCUAGUGCUGGAUCACUGUAGAAACGGACAACUAGAGUUAUUGCCUUUGUAACACAUUGGUUAUGCUUGUCAUGAUAUAAAGCAAGUAGGAAUCUUUGGGGAAAUGUAAGUGUGUCCUGAAUUAAAUCAUAUUAUGGAAUUUCACAUUUGUACAAUCGUUCAUGAUAAAUAAAAUGUUUCAAUUUUUUUUCUACUUUGAAAUUGUAUUUGUUUUAAUUAUGUGGAAACUACAGGGCUUUGUUUAUGGGUAAACUUGUCUCCCAGAUAGUCUUUGGAUUUAAUAGUUGGUUGCCUGUACCCAUCUCCAUUUAAAUUUUAGUUUUUCAAUUUAUUAAGGCAAUUGAUUUACCUUGUUUGUAGUGCUCGGGAAAAUACCCUAGCGAAAUAUUUACAAAUGUUUUCAAGAAACAAGUCUAAUUCCAAUUGACCAGACAUUUCUAUUUCAGUUCAAAACCUUUAUUCACAUUAAAACCGCUCUAGAUUUUAUUCUGGUAUAUACAUGUGUUACAAGUACAAUGUUCAUUGGUCACGAUGUGUAUGACAUUUAUGCAAUCCACGGUUAGAUAUCAAACAUGAACAGGGUUGUUUUCAUUGGUUUAGCCAGCAGCCAUGCACCCAAAGCGUUGCCUGAUUUUAUCCCAUUAGAAUUUGUAGAACAAAGAAUUGAAACCCUAGAAGUGCUGCUUGUUUAUUCACUUGUCAAUCCUGAAUUUAUUUUCUGAAGUACACAGCACUAAAAGCACACAAAUCACCAGCCUCCAGCGCAAUAGACAGCUUUCAGAUUAAUACUGCAAUGUUGAAUUCUUCAUAACCAUGCUGGGGCGAUUAAUGGCAAUGUUUGGCGAGUGUCUUUAAAAAUAGAACAGCACAAACAGAUUAAAGGUAUUACUGACUCCUCCACACAGUUGUGCUGGAACAAAAGCACAAAUGUGUUCCAGCCUCUUCAAAAUAUAACACCCUGGUUGAUGACAUUCUUCUGUCCUGUUUCAAAUGUCUCAUGGAAAAGCAAAGGGCAUCAGUCACCUUGAUCUCCCUCAGUGCUGCAUGGAGAUUGAGCUCCUUGGCAUGAGACUGGACACCUAGGACAACCAUCUCCAUCUGUCUUUACACACCGUAGAUUGUCUACACAGGAUUGGAAAAUGCCUACUAAAAUGCGAAUUAAAAGCAACAUAAUUUGACAAUGAAAAAAAAUAUUAUUUGCUCAGACAAACUUUACAUGGCACAUGGAGUUGCCGGAAAUGGGAGCAUAUAAUACAGAUUUGAUAAAUUGACCAAUGAUUCAAAUAUAUUUUACGGUGCUUUGACUACAAUAGGUACAGUCAAAAUUAGGGAUGCACCAAAUUUUCGGCCGAGAAGUAUUUCUGUUUUCGGUUUCGGCCAAGAAUUUUCAUUUCGGUGCAUCCCUAGUGAAAAUUUUAUUUUAGACAUAGUGUUUAGAAGGUUGACUGUUUAAGAGUAAGACCAUCAGGUUUGUAUCGGAUUUCCCUCAGUUAAUAGUGAAAGGGUUUCCAUGGACUUU
Messenger RNA from Gadus chalcogrammus (walleye pollock), 5347 nucleotides. It is a transcript of the gene c22h6orf47, whose product is annotated as chromosome 22 C6orf47 homolog. NCBI's taxonomy places the organism in Eukaryota, Metazoa, Chordata, Actinopteri, Gadiformes, Gadidae. The record is from RefSeq and is a predicted model, not a curated record. The transcript has 17 exons. Bases 2071 to 2973 code for a protein of 300 amino acids.